CUCAGAAGUCCCUUUCGCUGGCGUCCCUUUUGGAACCGCAUCAGUAUGUUCAUACAGUUGGCCAAGCAGGCCACAGGGGAUGUCGAAAAGAUGCAUGUCUGGAUCCCCAGAUCCCAAUCAGCUGUGCAGCCGCCUUCCCACUUCAAGAGUCGAGUGGUUUUCCUUCUCCCCGCCUCUUCGGGGAGCGGGCGGAAACCCAAUCGACUUCCAGCGCCGUCCUGCUUCAAGGUUCUGCCUACUUGUUCCGACCGACGGGCAGUCAUCGCUGGCCGCCGCCCGGAGGAAAGCAACGAAAGAGUGCCUAUGAGAUCCUGUCCCCAUCCCAGGACACGCCCUGGGAGGCGGAGGCGCUGUACGCCCACCUCAAGGGCAGCUACUGGUCGGAGGAGGCGCCCCCGCCGCGGGGCGCGGGGCCCGCGGCGGGCUGGGCGCCGUGGCCGCUGGCCGCCGCGGCGGUGCUGCCCGCCGUGGGCCUCUGGUGGGCGGCGUCCCGGGCGCCCGCGUGGGCCCGCGGCCGCUGCGAGGACGGCGCGGAGAUGAGGGCCGUCCUCAGGACGGGCGCGCUGCCGUGCGGCCUCGCCAGCGGCAGCUCCGCCACCAGCCUGCUCUCGGAGUCGCCCGCCGCGGCGGCGGGGUAGCAAGGCCUGUGGCGCAGGGCCCGGCGGCUUCUCGAGGAACACCUGCCCGAAGAGGAGGCCCGGCGUCGCGUCCCCCGAGGCCCUCCCGCAGGCGGAUGCAGACGUGAGGUGGAUCUCGAUACUGUGCUCGACCGGAGGAGUUCUCUUUGGAUAUCCCUGGCGUCGCUGUACUUCGUGGUGAACAAUGUUGGCUCGUCUGCCGGUCGCGGGCCGCGGCCUUCCAGUGCCAGGAACAGUCGGCGUGGCGGUGGGCGCGUCCUGGCGGCGCCUGGGCGACGGGAGGGCCUCGACGGGCGAGGAAAGGCACCGACCCCGCCAGCGGUCGCGGCGGAGUGGAAGCAAGGGGGGGUGCGGGGAGAAGAGCCCAGGCCUCCAGCGCCCCGGACGGCUCGAGGCGGCAAGCCGGUCCCUCGUUUGAGACCCGGGUCAGAAAUCUGCU
Messenger RNA from Prorocentrum cordatum, 1077 nucleotides. The record is from the annotation of a GenBank genome assembly. NCBI's taxonomy places the organism in Eukaryota, Dinophyceae, Prorocentrales, Prorocentraceae.